This is a messenger RNA of Aspergillus campestris IBT 28561, 1725 nucleotides long. RefSeq names its product ketoreductase. NCBI's taxonomy places the organism in Eukaryota, Fungi, Ascomycota, Eurotiomycetes, Eurotiales, Aspergillaceae. The coding region runs from base 311 to 1351 and encodes 346 amino acids. Gene Ontology annotation, molecular function: ketoreductase activity. The record is from RefSeq and is a predicted model, not a curated record. The transcript is spliced from 2 exons. Gene Ontology annotation, biological process: fatty acid elongation. Gene Ontology annotation, cellular component: endoplasmic reticulum.
AAAAUGUCCAUUUUGCUGAGUGAUAGGUGGUAACCCCAAUCGAUGCCUGAAGAAUAAGGGGUAUAACUGUCAUCCGGCCAUUCCCGUGGGCCGGGAGUUACCGGAAACCACAAAGACAUUCAGCUCCAUAUUGGUGCCUGGGUAAACAGGCCCCGAUGUCUUGGCACGGACGCGCGAAAAGAACUCUCCUCCCUCGGUCCCAAUGAUGCUCUCCAAGCUCUCCGCGUCCGCUCCUCCACAACUGUCAACACCCCCACCACACAGAUCCAUCGCAGUUGAUUGAGGGUCUACACCUCAAUUGUUGUUUAUCAUGGAUUUCCUCGCGAAAUAUAUCCCCUGUCCCUCUACACUGGAGCUCAAUGUCGCCCCUGGGUGGCAGACGGUGGCCGCUUGGUUUCUGCUGGCCUCGGGAAGCUUGUAUGUUGCUUCCCGAGCUUUUGUCUUCGUCAGAGUUCUUCUGAGCUUGUUCGUGCUUCCCGGAAAACCGCUCCGUUCCUUUGGCCCCCCCGGUAGCUGGGCGGUGGUGACCGGUGCCUCCGAUGGAUUGGGCAAGGAAUUCGCCCUCCAGCUUGCUCGUGCUGGUUUCAACAUCGUCCUGGUGUCCCGCACCGCCUCGAAGCUGACCGCCCUGGCCGACGAGAUCACCUCGCAAUACUCCUCCGUCCAGACCAAGACCCUGGCCAUGGACUUCGCCCGCAACGAUGAUAGCGACUACGAGAAGCUGAAGGCUCUGGUUGGUGAGCUGGACGUGUCGAUCUUGAUCAACAAUGUCGGCAAGAGCCACAGCAUCCCGACUCCCUUUGCCCUGACUCCGGAAGACGAGCUGGCCGAUAUCGUGACCAUCAACUGCACGGGCACCCUGCGGGCUACCCAGCUGGUCGUUCCCGGUAUGAUGCAGCGGAAGCGCGGGCUGGUCCUCACCAUGGGUUCGUUCGGCGGCCUGCUCCCCACGCCGCUCCUCGCCACCUACUCCGGCAGCAAGGCUUUCCUCCAGCACUGGUCCACCGCUCUCGGCGGGGAGUUGGAGCCUUACGGAAUCACGGUUGAGCUCGUCCAGGCCUACCUCAUCACCUCGGCCAUGUCCAAGAUUCGCCGCUCCAGCGCGACGAUCCCCAACCCCCGGACCUUCGUCAAGUCCGUGCUGUCCAAGAUCGGCCGCAACGGCGGUUCCCCGACGUAUGCAUACAGCUCCUCUCCCUACUGGAGCCAUGGUCUGAUGGCAUGGUUCCUGACUUGCGUGACCGGCACCAUGGGCCGCAUGGUCCUGGGCCAAAACCGCGGCAUGCACGAGUCGAUCCGGAAGCGUGCCUUGCGCAAGGCGGAGCGCGAGAAGGGCAAGAAAAGCACCUAAGAAUAGUACCUACUACCUAGAGCUAGCCGGUGCGCCAGGUCUAGAUGUCAUGAGAGGAGAGUGAAGGCGAAAAGGAUCGACGCGAGCCGCAAACAUUGGCCAUGGAUGGAUCUGGCCUGGACAGGGACUUAUUUGCCCGGUGUAAUAGACCUGUGUUUGGUUUUCGGGCGGCUCAGUUGCAAAAGCAUGGAUCAGAGAUCCGCUAGCUACCGUACCCCGAAACCUCACAGCAGCUGUAAGUGUAAGGGCAUAAACAUGGGGAACAGAGACUCGCCCACUUGGGUCGUCUAGCCGCAGAAGUCCAACAGACAAUGCACUGCAAUACAUGAACACCUCAGUGGGAGAUUAUCAGCAUAGAAUCAAUAAUAUACUAG